CCUGCGCAUUAUUUCACUGUUGCUUUAUGGUAUAUUUAUAUGAACGUGACUCGGGAGGUUUUCACUUCACUGUACAUCUAUGGAAUAACAAAGGAUGGAGGAGUCAGGAUUUACAGUCAGAUUGUACGUCUGGUGAUUGCUCACCUUUGAAGCUGUAAACCUGGAAAGAGACGAUGCCACUCCCUGGUGGAAAGCAGCUGGCGGAGAGACAGUCACACAGUCACGUGUCGGGGCGGCGUUUGUCAGAGAGGAUGUUCACAGCUCAGGCUGCUCGUCAGUCUGUCAGUCGGCGGUGGGACAGGAUGCAGCUGACGCCACUCUGUCUGGUGCUUUUUAAUUUCAUUUCUUCCCCUCGUCCCUGCCAUCCUCUCUUCCCUCCCCCUCUCCCCCCUGCAGCCUGCCUUCGGCUCAGCCCCGACAGGUCUCAGUUCUUCAGGUACGACACCAUCGCUCUAAACUGCGAGGAUUGCUCGAACUCCACCGGCUGGAAGGUGAAGAGGAGAACCUUGGAGGGCGGGGUCUGGCCCUGUUCCACCAGCUGGGGCACCACUACUUCUGGCUCCACUUGCACCAUUGGAAACAUCUACCCGUCCGACAGCGGCGUCUACUGGUGCGAGUCUGCAGGCGGCGAGCGGACGAACAGCGUCAACAUCACCAUCACUGAUCACCCUGUGGUCCUGGAGAGUCCGGUCCUCCCCGUGCCGGAGGGAGCUGCUGUGACUCUGCGCUGCAAGGCUGAGACGUUCUCCGCCGCCCACGUGUUUCAUUUCUUCAAAGAUGGCCGCCCCAUCGGCAGCAGCUCCUCGGGAGAGGUGACCCUUCACAGUGUUUCCAAAUCCGACGAGGGACUCUACAAGUGCGGCAUCUCUGGAGGGGAAGAAUCCAUAGCCAGCUGGUUGGCUGUUGGCGGUGAAUAUAAUGUUUGGAAAAGUUGUUUCAGUGAUAAAGCUUCCUGUCCACCUUCAUGCUCCUCUCAACCCGGAGCUUCGUAUUCAGUUCCAGUCUUCAGACUGAUGUUUCACCUGCUGGUGGGAACCCCUUACCUGGUGUCCACCAUCUUACUCGGACUCAUAUACAGAGACAGGAAGAAAGCAGCUCGGACGGUCGCAGAGAGAAGAGGCAGCAACGAUGUCAUCAUGGAAAUAGUUGUAUCGCCUGACUAACCAGCAACAGGCCACCAAGAAAUUCUGCAUCACUCGCGAACCUGCACCACCGGAGAGACGUUACUAUCACCGUCAGUCAAUGUGUCCGCAGAGUUUAAACUGGAUGGCCACAGUUUCAACAAUGGUUUGUUCAGACCAAACUCUUUGUAGCGAUGUGUUGCUCAGUUGAGAUUAUCGGAAAUGGACGAUCAAAGAAAGACGUGUAGUAAGACAUAAGUGGGGGGGGAAAAUGCGAGGUGUGAAGUUUUAGCCGACCUGUCUGUUGUUAUUGUCAUUAUAAUUUAAUUAAAACUUUACUCAAAGUGGA
Molecule: messenger RNA, 1470 nt
Organism: Scophthalmus maximus (turbot)
Lineage: Eukaryota; Metazoa; Chordata; Actinopteri; Pleuronectiformes; Scophthalmidae
Product: low affinity immunoglobulin gamma Fc region receptor II
Exons: 7
Coding region: 174-1163 (329 amino acids)
Biological process (GO): cell surface receptor signaling pathway
Molecular function (GO): transmembrane signaling receptor activity
Source: RefSeq, a predicted model, not a curated record